Messenger RNA from Cryptosporidium muris RN66, 2736 nucleotides. RefSeq lists its product as uncharacterized. Lineage: Eukaryota; Apicomplexa; Conoidasida; Eucoccidiorida; Cryptosporidiidae. The record is from RefSeq and is a predicted model, not a curated record. The transcript has a single exon. Bases 1 to 2736 code for a protein of 911 amino acids.
AUGUCUUUAUUGGAUGCUUGUCAUAUAACAUAUGCAUUAAGAGAUGGCUAUUUUGCUGCUUGUACAAAGGCUGUAGAGUUGACAUUAGUUCAACAUCCAAAAUUAAGCCGCCGUAAAGAAGAAUUAUGUUCAAAAGUUUAUGAGAUUGCACAAAUUGAUGAGGAUAUUAAAAGUUUAGUAGUAAUAGCAUCUGCAGAAGAAGCUAAUGAAAUGGUAAAGAGAGUGGAGGCAACAUUGAUAUAUAAUCCUGAUAAAGAUAGACUUGGGGGGAGUACGUGUAGUUAUUUGGAUAAAGAUGGUAUAAAGUCUGCUAAUGGUUUGGUUUUAAGAGCUUUGGAGAAUGGGUAUGAUCUAAGAAAGAGUCGCGCUUGUGCAUGCUUUUUAGCACUACUAAAGGGGUCUCUUGAAGAUUGUGCGUUAACUUUGAGGUCAGCUUUGCAUAAUCUUAUCCCAUAUACUAUGGCUGAAACUUUAUGCUUUGAAAUGGGCCAAUUUGCUGGUAACUCUGUAAUACCAUCUGAAAAGCUGAUAAGAUGUGCAAUAUUAGAAGAGGAACAAACUGGUAUGAGCUCUGUAACAAGGCAAAGGGCUGCAGCUAAUGAAGCUAUUGUUACAGCUUUAGCUAUUCAUAACAGGUGCUAUUUAGAUCCAAAUGAUGUCAGACAAAUCUUGUUCACAGAUUUUCCAGCUUCAGAAAAUGUUGUAGAUCGAAGAGCUUUAUUUAAUAGAUUCAAAAACAUUUAUAUUCGUAGGAAGAAUAUUGCAGAAGGUCGAGUUCCUGUUUUUGUACCUGGAAUAUUGACUCCUUCUGAAAUUAAGGAAAGUAGUAAGGUGUUGGAAGAUGGAUUAGAACCCAUAGAUUUAAAUAAUUAUCAAGCUUUACGUAUUUUGUUCAUAACAUACAGGAAUUUAAUUGAAUCCUUCAAAGAGACGCAACAACUUAUACAAGAUCUCUUCUUCCAAAGAAGAAAUGUUGCAGAUAGUCUCAAAAAACGAUUUUAUUAUCAGAUUCAGUUAAUAAAGUAUUUAGAAACUCAUAUUGGUGCUUUAUCUCAGUACAUAUCUGAAGAUAGAUCUGAUAUUUCUCCAAAAAGUAAUUUGCCUACUGCUCUUUCAAACUUAAAAUUGUACGCAUCAUUAAAUAAAAAUAAGGAGUGGGGAGAUCCCUUAUUUGAUAAACAACAGUAUGAGAAUAUGGAUCAUUUUGCAUUAUUUUGUUCGUUACUCCAUAGAUCUGCGUUUAGGUUGGCUCUAUUAGUGGUUGGAAUAGCUCAUAGUGUAUUGCAUAGAACCAAAGUGAAGUUGCCAGAUGCAUGUCUUGCUAUAUCUCAGAUGAAAGAGGGGAGGACAUUUAGAUUUUCAAUUCAGUUAGCUCUAACUGAUGUUUUUAUAGCUAAUCAAAAAAUUAUGACACCUGAAGACUUAGAUCCAAUGUAUCAUUUACUUGUGGAUGCUGUUGAUGAGAGUGUAAAUAAUUUUUUGUUGGGAGUUCCAGGUGAUAUACUUGGAACUGGAGGACAAGAUGAUAUAGAUGAUGAAAACUUAAAUUCAUGGUUAGCUCAAACUGAGCAUAGAAUUAAAAAAAUUUUGGAUGAUCCAAAACAGAUUCUAGGUAAUAUUUCACUUUUUGAUGUGGAUAUGAUAAUGCAAAGUAUAACACAAAAAGAAGCAAGAAUUCAACUUCUUGUAAGUGUAGCCGUAAGUAGAAUUCAUAAUAUGAUGAUGGAGUUGACCAAUGAAGAAAGUAAUAUGAGAAAUAUUUUAGAACGUUUAGACACAGCAAGACGAAGUGGAAUAUCAAGUGAUGAAGUUGAGAUGAGUAAUUUACUUAAUCAAGCCAAACAUAAGAGAAAUAUAUUAAUACAUAGAAUAAUCGACUUAACAGCUUAUCAUGCUAGUGUCUGUGUAAGAGCAAUUGAUAUUUUUGAUAUAGCAGAUCGUCCUAUUGUUCGCAAAGUAUAUCGUUUAGUGGCAGUCAAUGCUGAAAAUAAACGACUUCUUUCACAGUAUACAAAACUCAUUCAAAAUCCCCCCUUAUAUAAAUCAAACAAAUAUCUAUUACGUGUAUCAAUUCUAAAACAUAGGGGAGAUCAAGCUAUGAAUAUUUUAAUGAAUCUUUCUCUCGGACCUUUAUAUGAUCCUUUUGACUCCAGAUGGUACACCGACUAUAAUUCCUGCUUUAGUAACGAUAUACCUAAAUUGCCAAUCAAAUUAACUGUAGAUCCUACCAAAUAUCUAGAACGUUAUUCUGGGUUUAUUCCUAAUACUCCUGAUAAACGUCCUCCUAAAUAUACUAUUUAUUGCAAUAGUAAUCAGCUGAGGCGUUUCAAACAAUUACAAAAUGAUAUUGCAGAACUACUUAAGCAGUUGAAAGUACCAAGUAUUAAGUUUGAAUCUAAAAAGACAUUUGCUGCAGAUAUACUUAAUAUUGAAGGGUGGUCCCCUCUAGGUACUACAAUAUCUGAAGAGGAGUUUCCUCAUAUACCUUGCACAAUUACCAAGCAGAUCUUUAGAAGGAUAGUUUCAGAUAUAUCUCAGAGAGUUAGAGGGGGUUCUUCAUUCUUUACGAUACCCUUAAUGAAUUUUUGGUGUGCAAAUUAUAUUCGAUUUAGAUUAGGAAAUCAGGAUUUGUGGAGGAACCUUAUUUCGAGGGUGUGGCUCAUCUUUUUGGAUGAGCCAUUAGCCCCUGUUGAACUACAAAAAAGGAAAUGGAGACUUCUUUCUUGGUUUAGAUAG